Salvia hispanica is the source of this 1249-nucleotide messenger RNA. Its product is annotated as ethylene-responsive transcription factor 3-like. The record is from RefSeq and is a predicted model, not a curated record. Gene Ontology annotation, molecular function: DNA-binding transcription factor activity; DNA binding. Lineage: Eukaryota; Viridiplantae; Streptophyta; Magnoliopsida; Lamiales; Lamiaceae. Gene Ontology annotation, biological process: regulation of DNA-templated transcription.
CUAAAUCACAUUGAUGGAAUUGAUCAAGGCACUGAGAGAGAAGAGAAAAAAAUUAUUAUCUCAAUUCUCAUCCAUCUGAGUCCCCUUUCUGUGUGUAUCUGUGACGGCGUUGUUUCUCUUGUACAUAUGUUUCUCUCUUAGCACAGACUCGCUCCCUUUUUUGUUUACUUUCUCCAACUAUCAGAUCAACGGAUAGAUUUUGAUUUGGGCGAUGCGGCGCGGCAGAGCGGCGGCGAGGCAGCCGGAGUCGAUUCACGGCGGCGAACUCAACGGAUCUGGUGUUUCUAAUAAGGAUGUGAGAUUCCGCGGCGUGAGGAAGAGACCAUGGGGCCGAUUCGCGGCUGAGAUCAGAGACCCCUUGAAGAAGACUCGCGUGUGGCUCGGCACCUUUGACUCCGCCGAGGACGCCGCCCGCGCCUACGACGCCGCCGCUCGCUCCCUCCGCGGCUCCAAGGCCAAAACGAACUUCCCCCUCCCCCCCAAUUUCAAUCUCCAAAACCCUAAUUUUAAUCCUAACCUUGCCGAUCCGUUAAUAAAUCACCAGAGACCAACCUCUAGCGGCAUGAGCAGCACCGUAGAGUCCUUCAGUGGGCCCCGCCAGCUGCCCCUCCCGCCGCCGAGGAGGUAUAAUCCGCGUAUGGCACCAGAUGAUUGUGGCAGCGAUUGUGAUUCUUCCUCCUCCGUGGUUGAUGACAUCGCUUCUUCCUCUUGUAAAAACCCUCUGCCUUUUGAUCUUAACAUGCCGCCGCCUCCCGACGCCCCUGAUUCCGAUUUCGAAGAGCUAGCUUGCACGGCGCUCCGCCUCUGACGCGCUGUUGAAACCAUUUGGUUAAAUUACCAAUUUUAUUUUUUUUCGUUUGGGGCUUCUUUGCCCCAUUUUUCUUUUUUACUGGUGAAAAAAACCAAAAAAAAGAGAGAUGAGAAUGCUCAUUGAUAAGGAUGGAUGACUGUUUGAAGAGAAUUCAAUAUAUAAAAACUCUAAUGUGAUCGAUACAAGGAUGUUCUGAUGUACAAGGUCGUGUUUGUUGUUGUGUUUGUGAUGUUAUUUGAGAUGAUAGUGAACUUUGUUGCCAUAUCACCUCUUAAUUUGAUUGUGUAUUGGUUAGUGAUAGCUAGAUGUCUCUGGUUAGUAAAGAACCUUAUGAUACUUGUGCAUUUAGCACUCAAUUUUGGUAUGCUAGCCUUUAGAUUUGUGGGGUUGUUUAUAUGAGAUUCAUGUCAAGAUAAAUGGAGAAUUAUUCUGCCUUUA